Molecule: messenger RNA, 665 nt
Organism: Gossypium raimondii (Peruvian cotton)
Lineage: Eukaryota; Viridiplantae; Streptophyta; Magnoliopsida; Malvales; Malvaceae
Product: probable WRKY transcription factor 43
Exons: 2
Coding region: 60-542 (160 amino acids)
Biological process (GO): regulation of DNA-templated transcription
Molecular function (GO): sequence-specific DNA binding; DNA-binding transcription factor activity
Source: RefSeq, a predicted model, not a curated record
UAUAUAUAUCUUCAUAAUAAUAAUAGCAGCUUAAUUAGUUUUAUUCAUUUUUUCUUUCGAUGGAGAAUUACUCCAUAGUUUUCUCCGAUGGAUCUUCAGCUUCACCAUCAUCGUUAACCAUGGCGAAUCAUCAUCAUCAACAACGAAGUUAUUUGCAAAGCAACAAUGGUGUAAAUACAUGUAAGAAUAUGGAUGCCUCCAUUGACAAGAAUGAAGGGGAAGUUGCAGGGAAGAAAGGUGACAAAAAAGAGGUGAUGAAGAAACACAAAUAUGCAUUUCAAACAAGGAGUCAUGUUGAUAUUCUUGAUGAUGGAUAUCGUUGGAGGAAAUAUGGCCAAAAAACUGUUAAAAACAGCAAAUUCCCAAGUUAUUAUAGGUGUACACAUAAAGAGUGCAAUGUGAAGAAACAAGUGCAACGAAGUUCAAAAGAUGAUGAAAUUGUGGUGACUACUUAUGAAGGGAUACACACCCAUCCGGUGGAAAAAUUAUUUGAAAACUUUGAACACAUCCUCAAACAGAUCCAAACCUACAAUCCUUUAUAAAUAAUUCUCUUUUUAAUUCAUUAUCCAAGAUUAAGACUUUCUCUGCAUCUUUAGCUUGUAGUGUUAUAAAUGUCUACCAUACUCUUCACCAUGAAAAUAUUGAAGAUAUGCUUUUUAUAUAUA